Molecule: messenger RNA, 1582 nt
Organism: Trichomycterus rosablanca
Lineage: Eukaryota; Metazoa; Chordata; Actinopteri; Siluriformes; Trichomycteridae
Product: protein INCA1-like
Exons: 6
Coding region: 200-1024 (274 amino acids)
Biological process (GO): negative regulation of cell population proliferation; negative regulation of cyclin-dependent protein serine/threonine kinase activity
Cellular component (GO): cytoplasm
Molecular function (GO): cyclin binding; cyclin-dependent protein serine/threonine kinase inhibitor activity
Source: RefSeq, a predicted model, not a curated record
GUUAAUUUAUAAUAAUAUACUAUAAUAGUUAGAAGUAGAAAUACAAGUGUUUAGAUAUUCCUUGUUAACCUUAUUUAAAUGAAGUAAUACUUGAGAAAAAGCGAUACAAUAUAAAAUAUAUAGAAGUCAUCAAAAGUCGUCAGGUAAACAGGCUAAGCUAACGGUUAACGGUAAGGUGAUAUUACCUGAGCCCGGAUCAAUGUGGCACCAGUGGAGCACUAACGGGUUUCAGCUGCACCAAACCGAACCAGCUGAACCGGAGCAAAGCGACCAGUUUCUUAGUUUUGCAAAGAGAUCCCGGGAGGUGCACCGGCAGUAUGAGACGGGGGUGUGUGUCCCCUCCAGGAUCCUCCAUCACUCACCCCUCACUCAGUAUAAUGAUGCUUUUUGGGAGAAAAUAGUCCAACAUCCAAGUGAGGAAUCUCCAGGGAUCGAACCCUCCUUUAGCAGUCCAGUAAACACAUUCCCCAGGGAACCGCCUGAACUGGUGUGUGAUUAUACAGUGGUGAGGGGAACGAAAAGAUCAAACCUCUGUCUGGAAAAUCUGCCCACUCCAUCACAGCUGAUGAGCAGGAAGAGGAAGGGAGGACGGAGACUGAAGGGAGACGCAGCAGAGAGACAAGUGACUGCAGUUACUCAGCAUAUAGGAGAACUGAGGAGAAAACAGAGCAUCAUAGACCAAAUGAAGAAGGAGAAGUGGUGGGGCUCCACGUUCAGCUUCUCACCAGAGACCAGCUGCUAUCCUGUAGCUGAGGAGCUAACUGACACUGAGGACCUAAAUCCCCCAGGCACCCCGCUGAGUCCUCGCUAUGCUGCCCCGAGUCCAGCGCACCUAAAUAUUGGCACCUUGGUACCAAAGGCGUUUGGAGACUUCAGAUCUCUGCUGGAUCUCGCUCCUGGUGGAAACCCAAUGAUGUCGUUUGUAGUGACAGGGACAGCAGACAGAGGAGUGCAGAGAGACUGGGACCUGGACCGGCUGUCUCACACCGAAUUCUGGGGCUUCAGGUCUAUCAAUGAGGAGUAGGAAUGUGAAAUCAUUAUUUUAUGCAUAUUCAUGAUUUUUUUCUUGAAUUAAUAUGAAUUAAAUGUGUAUUUUUUCAGCUUUAGCAUUGUUUAUAAUUGUUAAUUGUUAAUUAUUAUUGUCUGUUUAUAUUCCUAAGAUGUUUUAUGAGAAUUUAAAAAUCAUUGAUGUUGCUGUUUGUAGGUUUAAGGCUGAUUUUAAUGCUGGGUUUUGUAUAAUGACCAGUUAUCUUAAUAUUAAAUAAAAAUAAUACUAAAAGUAAAUGGACUUUUUUACAUGGUGAACAUACUGUAGGUGGGUGUUUUGUAUCCUGGUCAGGGUCGCGACGGGUCCAGUUCUACCAGCAAAUACUGGCUGCAAGGAGGGAAUACCCUGGACAGGGCGCUAAUCCAUCGCAUGGCUUUAGUCACCUCUCAGACAUAGCCAGUCAUGUCUGUGUAGAUGUCUCGUCGGCCGAUAGCACUGCUAAGAUACAAACCCAGGUCUCAGCUGUGGUGGGCGAGUGUAAUAGAGCGCUGCGCCACCUGAGCGCCCACUUUUAUUCCCCUUGAAUGAUUAAAU